UUAAUCCUUGGAAUACAUAUAAUAUACUAUAACUUUGUAAUAUUAUGCAUAAUUUUUUUAAAAUACUUAAACUAUUCUGAUGGCAUACUGAAGUAUACUUUUUAGGUUUGUGCCACUGCUGUUGUUCCACUGUCUUCAAACACGUUCAGAAAGGAGUCAUGGGUUGAACAAGCGUAGCAACAUUUUUGACAAUGUGUUAUGUCUAUUGUGGAAGUGUGACAGUGAUGUCUGGGUUGAGCAUGGGGCACAGCUGUGGCGAGGGGUCAGGAGGAGAAGGGUUACACAGCAAGGAGUCUGAGCUCCAGCCGACCAAUCGCCGCAGAAACGUCUGAAUGGCACACUGCGGGUAGAGGGACAGGGCAGGGCAGUGAUGAGACAGCGCUCUAGGCAAACCAGCCCGUCAGGUUUCCCACGCACAGUGAAACCCCUUGAUGACAGAUGGCAAGGGUUGCAGGUGACAGGAAAACCUUGAGCUGUCUACACAGCACAAGAGAGAUCAGUCCAGACCUAGCUGAGCUGAAAGAAAAGACCUACUUUUUUUUUUCUCAGACUGUGGGGGGAACAGAGCUGGUCUAUGUUGGCCUACUUUUCCAAUAGUAAAAUCAUUAUAUGCUGCACUAAUGUAACCUAAUAUAAUCACACUGAUGCAGCUGGUACAUGUGCUCAGCCUCAAGCCUCAUAUUUGCGUCUAUUAAUGGAGCUGAAAGGGAUGGGGUGGAGGAUCUGUCCUGAUACAGCAGCUCUGAUGAGAUAGUGCUCAACUGUAAAUAAAUUUCUGCUAUGAUACGGUCGCAGGAGCCUAAUGGAAGUGCGUUGUCCCAUUAUUAAGGCUGAAGGGCAAUGCACUCCACAGUGAAGGAGACUAUUGUUCUUUGUUCCUGCUUGAGGAAACAGCGUGCGGGUUAUUACAGGCAACCAAUAGCAGCUGUGUGUCGAAGCCGCAUGUGUGCAGGGGAAUGCUUUGCAACACUGCUCUAUGCCUGUCACAGUUAGCUCUGUGUGUGUGUAGAUAUGUCAUGUGCAUGUGCAGAGGUGUGUGCGGUGCAACACGUCACAUGGAUGAAGCAGUAUGCGUGGACGUCACUGUGAUGUCUCAGAUUCCUGCCUUUGUGUCCAGAUGCCGUUCCACAUGCAUGCUCUCCUCUCUGGCUUUGUCUCGUCCCCUCUUCAUCUUUCAGUCUCUCUGGGUUUUGACUCAAAGCCCAGCAGAACAGAGAAGAGGUUCAGUCCCAGUUUCCACUAAAGGUUUCCAGUUAAGGGCUGCUGCAGCCAUUCAGCAGGAGCAUCAGUGUUCAAUUACCUCUGGAGCUGGCCAGUAGAGAGAUCCUGUUACUUUUGACAGGUUUAAGACACCAGCUCCACCUCUAAUUAGAUUUCCAGAGCCUCCAAGUUUUCUUUGUUUUCAGCCCUGUAGCUGCAGUGUAUUUUAUUUAUUUAUAUAUUUGUUUGUUUAAAAAGAGCUCCUUCAAAAGAGCUUACUGAGUAAUUUGAAACCACAUUAGUGGUUAAUUGGUUUGGGUAUGUCAUUAUAAAACUUAUUAUAAAACAAACACCCUAUUGAGUCAAAGGUUUCCCCCCCUUGUUUCCAUAUCAGAAAGCUUGAUUAUGUAUUCUGCCAUUAGAUACAGCAGACAACAACAACAUACGUCCAUAAAACAAUAGCACACAUAAUGUAAUUGUGGGUGUAGUUAUUAUUCUGACUGAGCCUCAGUAUAACACACACAAUGUGGGAGAUCUGUAUUGCACUGAAUACUUAAAAUCGCAAAAUACCACAUGCAAAUAGUUUCCGAUUCGUUUUUUUUUUUUUUUUUUAUAUCUUCAGUAUCUGUUUGAUUUGCUGUUUGCGUUUGUGAACUAGUUGAAUGGGGGCAGGUCAGGAUGUAGAAGUCGAGCUGAAGUUUCAAGAGGUAGCUCAGUGGAGUGGAAUGAGCUGCCCUCCACAACAAUGCUGUGUGUUGACAGCCGAGUGCAUGGACAGGGUUAGUGGAAUGUCCCCUUCAGACUGUGAGCAGAGCCCUUUGUCUAAGCUCCAGCGCUCUGCCUCACAGACUAUUCAUUCUUCUACCUGAAGGAUGAUCAUCCAAAAAACCAAAUUUUUAUGAUAAUGUACAACUCCCUUGUGAGCUGCUGGAUUAUUACUUUCCAUUCCUUCUCCCGUCCAACAGCAGCAACCGUUGCCUGCGUGGGUGUUCAGUUUGGGACGAAACAAAUGGACACAGUGACCCACAUAGAGCUGCUUUGAUGUGACUGUGGGACAGGCAGUCUCCCUAUCGGCCUGGGCCCACUUCCUGUCCUUACGUAAAAGGCACAACUCCACUGUGUGAAUGCAACUUUGCCGUAAAGCCGCUGUGCUCUGCCACCCUAUCACCAUGAAGAGCAAGUAUUCCCAGUACCACAAUAAGACUCUGAUCCACUCCUACUAUGCCUUCGCUAAGAACAUGACCCCCCAGGAUCUGGACAAACAUAUUGAGAACAAAAAGCACCUCACCACCCUCAAUAUUGUCAUCGUGGUCCUCUGCACCAUCAUCAUCCUGGAGAACCUGCUGGUCCUCAUUGCUGUCUGCCGCAACAAGAAGUUCCACUCUGCUAUGUUUUUCUUCAUCGGCAACCUGGCAUUCUCUGACCUGCUGGCAGGGUCGGCCUACAUAGCCAACAUUUUUCUAUCAGGGUCAAAGACCUUCGAUCUGAUGCCUAUACAGUGGUUCGUCCGGGAGGGUACGGCUUUUAUCGCUCUGGCAGCUUCAGUUUUCAGCUUGCUGGCGAUAGCCAUGGAACGUUAUCUUGCUAUCACCAAGGUCAAGGUGUAUGGCGCCACAAAAACGUGCCGCAUGUUUCUUUUGAUAGGAGCGUGUUGGGUCACCUCCAUCCUGCUCGGAGGACUGCCCAUCAUCGGUUGGAACUGCAUCAACAACCUCUCGGACUGCUCAGCCGUUUUGCCACUCUACUCAAAGAAGUACAUCGUCUUUGUUGUCACCAUUUUCAGUGUCAUACUACUCUCUAUUGUCAUCCUCUAUGUGAAAAUCUAUUUGAUUGUACGCUCCAGCCACCAGGAAGCGACCAACUCAGCCGCCUAUUCUCUUUUGAAAACUGUCACUAUAGUACUGGGUGUGUUCAUCAUGUGCUGGCUGCCCGCUUUUACCAUCCUCCUCCUAGAUUCAUCCUGCAAGAUACAAUUCUGCCCUAUCCUCUCCAAAGCGGACAUAUUUUUUGGCCUUGCCACUCUGAACUCAGCGCUUAACCCAGUCAUCUACACGCUGCGCAGCAAGGACAUGAGAAAGGAAUUUCUGCGUGUGUUGUGCUGCUGGGGGGUGCUGCAAAGUGGGCGGCCCUCUGACCGCUGUCUGGUCCCUCUAAAGAGCUCCAGCUCUCUGGAACACUGCACCCACAAACACGAACAACAGACCACACCCAUCAUGCAAGACUGUACCACCUGUGUCUGAUAUGGUGCAAACGCAUCUUUGAAUGCUUUUGUGCGUAUGUGUGUGCGUGACAGAGACAGAGUGAGAGUGAGUAUGAGUGAGACAAAGGAUAGCAUGUUCAAGAGAUCAAGUAGAGAAGGCUGUGAUGAGACAGAGAUGUUAACAAACAAGCAAGCACACCCGGGACUGAUAUGCCCCUUAAGGCUGUGACACGACUGUCUACAGUGCAGACUUUUCCUUAUUACAAUCAAAAUUGUGUGCAUUCACAAUCAACAUUCAGUCUAUUCACCCAUGCAGCAGGGGUUAAAAAAACAAUGUUGGACCAACUUUGUAGGUAAGAACUUGAAAAAAUGUGAAAAUAGCUUUUUCAUGGGUACUCUUGAUAACUAAUAUGGAGUUGCAAACCAUUUUCAUGUAUAUGCCUGUGUUCUUGUUUUUGCUUCUAAACAUGUAAACGCCUAUUAAAAGCCAAAAAUCGAGACAUAACAUGCAUAAUAUCAUAGCUAUGGUGAGUUGUUUUAGGCCUUAAAGAACUGCAUCAAUGCAAAGCUUGCAAAGUAGCACUUUGUAGACUACUUCAGAGAUUGUUUCCUUCAUAAGGUUUAAUCUCAUAACUCUCCUUUAUUGAUAUACAGUAUGUAUAUAUUAGGCCUUCAGAUCCAUCAUUCAUUCUUUACAGAGCUGGAGACAGUGGCCAACUUCACUCAGCACUGCACUCUACAGAAACCAAAUACCACAAGGGCUCCCUCAACAAAACCAGGGCUGUGUACUCCCUAUAAGACCUUGCUUAAACCAUUUGAUUAAUUACAACAAACUUACAUAAUCCGCAUACAUUUAAUGCAUGCAAAUUCUAACUCAUUUGUAAGCGCUGAUUUGUAUGAUAUAUUCCAGCUCCAGCUUUCAUCACUAACACCCCUGUCCCAUUUGUCCUCAUAAUCUGUCCCUCUUGCUUUUACUGUUGUCUUUUUUAUCUUAACAGUUUCCACUGAGGAAGGCCUAAUCAGAAAGCACAUUUCCUUAAAUGAGUUGGCACUGAUGAAUUUCACUUGAUGACAGAUGUGCAGCAGAUUUGACUAAUGGGACCAAUGUCCUGGCAGUGUUGUAGCAACGUAGCAGCAAUGUGCUGUCUCUGUUUGUGCCUUCCUCUUGGGGAAUUAGGCUGAAUGUAUGUAUGAAGUGUUUGGGGCAGGUGCUCCAUUUUUGACAGUAUUAUUGAUCAUCAUUUCGAAUUACCAAGUCAUUGACGUUCAGUGAGUGGGAUGAAACAGGGUAGGCUGCUCUCACUGUGAAGCCUUAAAUAGCACCAUGAACAAGAAUUUGUUGUGAACAUCCUGGUCUAAUUUGCUAGCCAUAUGCCUCGUGCAGCCAAAGAUGCAGGCACGUCUGAUCUUUCCAAAGACCCCUCACACCCAAUUACAAAUGGGAGAAGAUCCGGUUUCAAACACACAGGGGAGAUCUGCCCUCCUGGGAGGUCAGCUUCAUCCUCAUUCAUCUGACACUCUACAACAUGCAACUUCCUUGAGCCAUAGGAAGUCCUGUUUUUCAUUGUCUGGUUCCUGUUGUUGUGGGUUAGAUUAACCUUCCUCCUGUAGACACACAUGUAAAUCUCUCUCCCACUCAUUGUUUUUUAAAUCGACUUUUACAAAUAAGAUGGGCAAGUAGAAAUGGUGAAAAGCACUUUGGCAGCUUCAGUGAUGUUUGCUUUCCCCCAGUUUUUUUUUUUUUUUUUUUUUUUUUUAGAUGGAGAGGUUUUAAUCUGCGCACCCAUCACUUCAUUGCUUGAUUCUAUGAUUUUUAUGAUAAAUACAUGUAUAACUAUGUAUGUUUGUAAGUAUGUAUGUAUCUCUGUACAAUAUGUAUGAUUUGUCUUGUAUGAAAUGUCUCGUGUGCAAUAGCCUUGUGUGUCCAGUAGCACGCUGCCUGUGUUAAAUCGGUACAACCUGAAACACUAAUGUAGGUACAUAAACAUUUUGUUAACUGCAUUCCUUUUUUAUAAAAUAAAUGAAAUACUGAAUGAG
Molecule: messenger RNA, 5437 nt
Organism: Scatophagus argus
Lineage: Eukaryota; Metazoa; Chordata; Actinopteri; Scatophagidae
Gene: s1pr2
Product: sphingosine-1-phosphate receptor 2
Exons: 2
Coding region: 2325-3440 (371 amino acids)
Biological process (GO): sphingosine-1-phosphate receptor signaling pathway
Cellular component (GO): membrane
Molecular function (GO): sphingosine-1-phosphate receptor activity
Source: RefSeq, a predicted model, not a curated record